GCGACAAUGGAUGGAAGAUUAGCUAAUGUUCGUGAAGUUAACUGAAAUAAGCUGUUUGUGAUGAAAUAUUGAACAGUUUAGCCGAUUUAACGAUGGACACGAAGUCUAUAUUUAUUUUUCUUUAUCAUUACUUGUGUGAUAAUGUGAAAUUUGCCGAGAAACUAGCGGCUUUCUCUCGUCCGUCCAUCUGUCCCAGUUUUGACAGCUGAGAUGGGACGAGGGGCAGUUAUUCUCGUGUUCACAAUUCUGAUAUCCCUGCCUGUGCAUGGUUGCUGUUGUGAGGGAAGGGCAGUGCUGACAGAUUCCAGUGGCAUUAUAUCUGAUGGAGAUGAUGAAUAUCCAAGUUAUGCCAGAUGUGAAUGGUUAAUAGAUGCCCAAGUUCCAAACAAGACAAUAUACCUGGAGUUUGAUGAGCUGAACACAGAAUGUUCCUAUGAUUUCCUCUUCAUCUACGAUGGUAACUCAUACCAGGACCGCAUGCUGGCCAGUUUCAGUGGGAACAAUAUACCGGACCCAAUCAUGGCACAGUCAGGACAGAUGCUAGUCUAUUUAUUCAGCGACAGAAAUUAUGAACGGAAGGGAUUCAAGGCUCGGUAUUCCAUACAGGAUUGUCCAAUGAAUUGUUCCGGUCAGGGUAACUGUAUAGACCACCGGUGUCAUUGUUUUCCUGGCCGGUCAGGUGCUUGGUGCCAGUUUACAGAUUGUCCUAACAGCUGCAGUGGUAAAGGACAUUGUGUGACGGACAACGAGACUUUAGUGUCUUACUGUCAAUGUGAUAAAGGGUAUUCGGGGUAUAUGUGCAAUAUUUCUCUAAAUGACUCCGAAGGUAGUGAGUACUGGUACGAGAUUGCGCCAAACGGUGCGGGACUCGAGGCCAGAUCUGCACAUGCAGGAGCUUAUUUAUCGCUCACGAACUGUCUGUAUAUAUUUGGAGGAUUUUCAUUGAAUGAAAUUAUGAAUGAUCUCAAAAGGUUUUGCCUGGAAACAAACAGAUGGGAAAGUAUAACAGAAUCAGAUCCAUGGCCGGAGAGUAGAUAUGAGCAUGCAGUGGUUCAGUUUGGUAAUGGAUUUUACAUGUUUGGCGGAAUUUUAGGAAAUGGAACAUAUAGUAAUGAACUCUGGUAUUUCAAUGCUUCAAAAGAAUUGUGGACUAUGUGUGCAGAAAACAGCAGUGUUAGACCUCUACAGUUGUCAGGACAUACCUUAACUCUUGUUGAAAAUAAUCUUUAUUUAUUUGGUGGUAAAACCAAUGAUGGUCAGUUUUGGGCCAAUAUUUAUAAAAUAGAUGGACACAAUCCUGACCAAUGGGAGGAGGUUAUUCCACUUGGUGGAAAAUCUUCACUAAGGAGACUUGUAGGACAUUCCACUGUCUAUCAUAAAGAAUCAAAAUCUUUGUUAAUUUAUGGAGGAUACUCCCACUCACGGGACCAGUCACGAUUUGGUACCCAUACUAACAAUCUACACGUCUUUCAUGUUGAAAACCGUAUAUGGUCUCAGAUUCGUUUCUCAGAUGCUGAAAUGUCAAAAGUGCCGAGUCAGCGAUCUUUCCAUUCGGCAGUUAUAAUGGGAAAUUAUAUGGUUAUCUAUGGUGGGAAUACACACAUUCACCAUGAUCUGGAAUUAUGUUACGACUUUGAAAUGUACCUGUACCAUCUAGGAUGUCAUACCUGGGUUGGCAUUACACAUCUGCUCGGAAAGUAUGCAGAAGCUGGGAAGACCAUGCAGAGACAAGGUCGUGUGAGUCAUGUUGCCGCGGAAGCUUACGGAAACAUACUUCUUGUUGCCGGAGGAUACUCUGGAUAUGUUCGUGGUGACCUCAUUGCCUUCAAGUUCCCACCAAUUGUUGCCCCACCUUCAGCUGAGUUGGCUUUGGAUUUAGAUUACUGUACAAACUACACAAGGCCAGAGAAAUGCAUGUAUAAUCCUGACUGCUCACACUGUAAUAAUGUCUCCACCACCAAUACUAUGGGAUGUCUACACCGAACUCGCAAACAGUUGUGUAGAAACAGCGACACCCAGCAUCCUGUGGUAGCCUGCCCAGGUAUCUGUGGCCGAUUGUCCACAUGUUUAGAAUGUUUGAGUCAAGGUCAGGGAGCCACACUAGAUGACAACUCGCUGGAACAACGUACAUACAUACAACCAUGUAACUGGUGUGUCAAAGAGGCAAAAUGUCAGCAACGGUCCGAGCCAGAAGGAAAUUGUGUAGAUGGUCAUAAUACAGUAACUGGCAUCAUAGGUUGGUGGGGAGGAACAAGCGCCUCACUGAGUCAGAUUGACCAGUGUCGUCUAGAAGACUUCCCAGCAGGUUUACAUGCGAUGAAAUACAGACCUAUGGUGGAUAACAAACAUCCUGAUGAGGUUAAGAUAAUCCGUGAGACUGAAGAGAGUGAACAAUUUCGACAUAUCUACGUUAAUAAGAACAAAAAUUACCUUGAUAUUAUCAGCUGGAUGGGCUUUAUACACCCACUGAAUGCUACAAUCAAAAUUAUACAGGACUCUGUGAUAUAUGGUCUCAAACUUGUGUCAGAAAACAUCUCUGUUAGAAUGUCGCUCAGUAAAGAUGCCAAUGCAAGUAAUAAAGAGACUGUACAAACCUUAACAGAUACAGAAACAACCGGUAAACCAUCGGAGAAAGAAUUCAAUUAUCGUGAAGAUGGCACACUUCUAUUUCCGAACCGUAGCCGUGGCAACAAAUACUAUGUGGAGAUCAUAGGAAAACACAAAUAUCCAAAAUAUUCCGAGAAAAUGACACUGAGUUCACAAAUGUACAAUCUGAAAUUAAAAUGGAAUGGUCGUGGAACUCAGGGAAAACCAGAGAUAAAGAAUUAUCACCCUUUUCACUUCGAGUUCCUUGAGCCUUACAGCAAUGGUAACUGUAGCAAACAUAUCAACUGUCUGUCGUGUAUGACAGACACACUCUGUGGUUGGUGUGAACCGUCCCAUCUGUGUGUGCCCAGAAAUACAAGUAUAGACAUGUGUGUUGGAGACAACAUGACAAAAAUUAUGAUAACAGAGCCAUCCAUGUGUCCAACUUGUGCUGAUCAUGUUGAAUGCAGUUCUUGUGCAGCGGAUCCGCGAUGUGAAUGGGUUAAGGACUAUGUAUACUGUGUGAGACGAGGCCGUGCAGAGGAGGAAGAUGUUGCAAGACAUGUGUCAGAAUGUCCUCUAAGCUGCCAUCAACGAACAACAUGUAGCACUUGUUUGAACAUUAUUGAAUGUGCCUGGUGUGAAAAUCUGCGUACCUGUCUGCCAUUCUCUGACUAUGUCUCCCGACACCGCCAUGGACAGUGCACAGAAUGGAUAGAUAGUGAGGUUGCCAAUAGCAACAAUCCUUAUACAUGCAGGAACUGUACAUCUCUCAAGACCUGUGACAUGUGCCUGCAGACUUUCAGUUGUGGUUGGUGUGGCAACAGUGUUAAUCCAACUAUAGGUGUCUGCUACGAGGGUGAUUUUAACGGUCCGUACACAGACGGUAGUUGUUCUUCACUGAUAUCAUCAGUAUAUCCGAACGUGAGUGUAUCUCAUUCGGCUGAUUGGUCAUACAGUACAUGUCCUGAUGUUGAGGAAUGUCUGCUUGGUAUGGCCAUGUGUCAUCCAAAUGCCACAUGCAUCAACACACCCACUUCAUAUGACUGUAAAUGUAAUAGAGGAUUCAAUGGCAAUGGUAGAGAUACCUGCACUAAAACUUGCUUCUAUAAAUGUGUACAUGGAGAGUGUUUGGAGGAAGACGACGGGGAAUUUUAUUGCGACUGUGACAUCGGCUGGACCGGCAAUGACUGUGGGACUGACUGUAAGUGUAAUGGACACAGCAUGUGUGAGAAUGGUACAGGGAAAUGUGACUACUGCAUCAACGGUACCACAGGAAAAUUCUGCGAUCAGUGUCUCACUGGACACCAUGGUGACCCAACUAAACCUGAAGGUUGUGAACCAUGUCAGUGUAAUAAGCAUGGUAACAAGAGUAGAGGGUUGUGCCACAAUGAGACUGGAGAUUGUUUCUGUGUUGACAAUACCGAAGGCUUUGAUUGUGAGAGCUGUCAGAAAGGUUACUAUGGUGACCCCAGGGAUGGUGGAAAGUGCUACCUAAGCUGUGACCAUGGACUGAUCAUUGAGAACAUCACAGAGGGAUCUGUGGGCUCGUACAGUGGCCCAGGGGUAUCAACAUGGAGGUCGUACUGUCUCUGGAUCUUCACAGUGUCCUCUAAUAUCAACGAUCCAUGGUCCCUACCUCCUACUAUAACUUUCGGUAUGGAAGAUGUGGCUGUACAAUGUGAAAGGGACCAUGUUUAUGUUUAUGAUGGUAUCCCAAACUUCAUAGACAGCACAGGAAGUGGUGUGUUGCUUGGGGCUUUUUGUGGUUUCUACACUAGAGAGUUCCAUAAUGUGAUUGCACGGUCUGGCAUUGUAACAGUGUACUUUGAUGCUGACAUAAGUGGAGAUUACACCUCAACUCGAGGAUUUAAUGGUAGUUAUUAUGUGAACCGAUGUCCUGAGGCCUGUGACGAGACAAAGCACCAGUUCUGUAAUCACUCUACUUGUGUGUGUAUGGAGGGAUACACAGAUUUUCCUGACUGUUCCAAGCAGAUAUGUCUGGAGGGAUGUACUUACCAACAGGGUACAGGUUCUUGUCUCUGUGAGUCUGACUUUGGGGCAAGUCCAUAUCAGAUCACGAUGUAUCCCUGGGAUGCUAAUGCCAUACCUACAGAUUUCCAUGGUAACGGUCCCAGUAGUCGGUACGGACAUGCUCUCAUAUACUGUGAUGAUGACCGUCUAUAUCUGUUUGGAGGGCGAUCUUUGGAGCGGGGACUCCUAAAUGAUAUCUGGCAGUAUGGUUUCAGCAGCAAUCAGUGGACGGAGAUCAAACCUGACAGGGGAGAUAAACCAACUCCUAGGUACUUCCAUGCUGGAGAAUGCGUGCCAAUAAUGAAGGUUUUGUACAUAUUUGGUGGAUUGGUGGAGUCACCAUAUGAGCAGAGAGAACACAUUGCCAGUAAAGAGUUGUGGAAAUUUGCAAUUGGUCCAAAAAAGUGGACAGGUCCUUCGGAACCAGACUGGGUACAACCAAUGGCCGGUCACACAAUGACCCGGGGCGAGGGAACCAAACUGUUCAUCAUUGGAGGAUUCUCUACAGCCAAGUACUUCAAUGACAUUGUUUACGUCUAUGAUGCCAAUAGUUACAUCACAGCAUGGAGCACCGAGGAUGUGGAAAACAGGACCGGAGCUAAACCUGCAGGUAUAUAUGGCCACAGUGCAGUAUACAAUGAGGAAUACAAGACAAUUUACAUAUUUGGAGGUCAUGUGUUUAAGGACGAGAGACUACAGUUGUCACAAUAUCUGUUCACGUACGACGUUACAGAUGCAUCAUGGAACCUUCUCCAACCAGAACCCACAAAACAUAACAGCAUGGUAGAGGCAAGAUACUUCCAUACUGCAGUGGGUUUUGAAGACUAUAUGCUUGUUAUUGGAGGUCUCACACACCAUAGGAAUACAAGUUCUGACGUUCUGAUAUACAAGUAUAAAUGUAACUUUUGGACUAGGAUAGAUUUUUCUGGUAAUGUAGCUGGUCUAGCUGUUUCAUCAUUGAUUGCUGCAAGGUCUGUGAAGUACCAGGACAGUGUUUACUUACAUGGUGGCUUCAGCAUGAUGGAUCAACGUGCACUGUAUCGUAUCACACUUCCACUAGAUAUCUGCUCCAUUCACAGUACUAAAGAAACAUGUAUACAGCCGGGAUGCUCAGCACUGAUCGAAAAUCUACCAAACAGCGCCAGACGGAACAUCACAGUUUGUUACACAAGUGGGAGAAAAAUGUACAAUACAGGGAUAGAAGAGAUUGAAGGGCCAACGUGUGAUAUCUACUGGCAUAGAGGACGUGUAUGUCAGGAUAUAACAAACUGUUCACAGUGCGUUGCUGCGUAUCCUCCAUUCAAACACGCUGACCCUUCUUGUUUCUGGUGUGAGAACUGUAUGAUCAACAUGUGUGUUCCAAAAGGCUUCCUCAUUGCUAGUAACUUUACGUCACAUGAAGCUAAACAACGAUCGUCGUGUACAGUGUCCCCAUGUGUUGCCUCAUCGUGUUCAAGGUGUAAAGAACGAGGUUGUCUGUGGUCACAGAACUUUUACAGAGAAACUUCAGGCAAUUUUGUAAACAUUCGCCAUGUAAGCCCCACCAAGAAAUAUGACUGGAGCUGUGUACGUAAGACGCUUGCCAAGUCCUUGGAGUACUACAACCUUGAUGGGGAAUGUCCAAAACCCUGCUACCUGCAUGGGACGUGCCAGGAAUGUCUGAGCUCGCACGGAGGGGAAGGAGGAUCCAAGGAGUGCUACUGGAGUGAAAGCUUGAAAGAAUGCAUGCCACCAGCAUAUCUAUCUCUACAUUGUGUGGGAGGGACAUGUGGUACAUUGCUACAGGGUUCAAAAGCCAAGUGCCCCGCUCCAUGCUCUAACAACACGAAAUGUGCAGACUGUCGACAGGCCCAGGGUUGUGGUUGGUGUGCCAAUGGAGGUCAGAAUGGGAAAGGUGUGUGCUUGCCUGGCACACGAAGCGGCCCAGCUGAGAAAGAAAUGUGUGAACAGACAGGCCUCUCAUUUCCUGAGAAAAUAACAGAUGUUGACAUAUUAACAUGGGCAUAUGCAAGAUGUCCACCAGAAGAUGAAUGUCUGAACGGACACCACAACUGUGAUCUGCAGACCCAGAACUGUAACGAUGAACUGAACGGAUUCAGCUGCACUUGCAAGAAGGGAUAUAUCAACAAAACAGAGGACAAUGGAAAGUUGAAGUGUACACCAGUUUGUCAUCAGGGUUGUGUACACGGAACUUGUGUACGUCCGGAGAACUGUGUGUGCAACUUUGGAUACAUUGGCAAGAACUGUUCAACAAAGUGUGAAUGCAACGGACACAGUAACUGUGAGAGUGUACAGAGGAAAGAUAAAUGUCUUGAAUGCAAGAAUAAUACACAGGGUGUCCAUUGUGAACAGUGCAAGCCGUUGUUUGUUGGUGAUCCACGCAAUGAAGGGAGAUGUGUAUCAUGCACAGAUUUCUGUCAUGGUCACUCUGAUAUCUGUAUUGCAUCGUACGACUUCAUCAGAAAACCAGAAAUUGAUUCUCUUCUCCGCAGAUUCAAAAGUACUAAAUCAGACAGAUUCAUGGCAGAGUUUGAAAAAAUUCAGCCAGUUGGACCUAUUCAGAUGAACAGCACACUUUGUUACAACUGUUUGGACAAUACGUUAGGUAACCGAUGUGAAAAAUGUUUACAAGGCUACUUCAGACUGCAGGACAUGCUACCCAACAAACCUUGCACCAAGCAUAUUAGUACUGAACACAGUGAUGUAGUUGUUAUGGCCCUGAGGAGUUUGUUCAUAAAUGCCCCAGGUAUGUUGUUUGGUGGCCCUGCAGGUAUGUUGUUCGGUGGCCCUGCAGGUAUGUUGUUUGGUGGCCCUGUCGUUACGUUGUUCGGUGGCCCUGCAGGUAUGUUGUUUGGUGGCCCUGCAGGUAUGUUGUUUGGUGGCCCGGCAGGUAUGUUGUUUGGAGGCCCUGCAGGUAUGUUGUUUAGUGCACCUGCAGUAAUCACAGGUAUGUUGUUUGGUGGCCCUGCAGUAGUUUUAGCAGGGCUGUUUUGCACAUGUGCAUCAUGCAAGGAGUAUUUUCUGGGAACGCCGACAGAUGGACACCAUUGUUACAGACAGAUGACAGUGAAUAGAGACUAUUGCUUUGAUCCUUUCACACAGGCCGAGUGUACACGUAUUCCUACAUCGCUACAUCUUGGGAAGACUGUGUUCUUUGUGGUGCAGCCAAAAUAUGUGAAUGUAGAUAUACGUGUCACAGUAGAUGUUACUGCUGGAGGUAUUGAUGUUUAUUUUUCACCACAUGAUGACACCUUCCAAGUUAGAGUUAAUGGGACAACUUGGGAACAUAAAGUACAGUUUGAUUCUAGCAGAAAUGACCAUAUGAUACGGCGUAGGAGCAGUGAUAGCGACACAUACAAUGUUCAACUAGAUCCAAUGUCGGGCAUUCACAAUGUUAUCUUGAAUCAUCAUAACAUUAAUAGUAGACUGCGCUACCAGAGGAGCUCAAACAAUAAAGACCUCCCGCCAGGACCUCCUUAUAAAGAAAUUAAAGCUAAAGACAUUAACACGUUUAUCACCGUGCAUGAUCCCAAUACAGUGCUAAUAAUUCGAAAUUUGAAGGGUCGCCUCGUGAUAACCUUACCAAAUGAUAAACUAAAUUUGAAGACAUCCCGAUUUUAUAUGGUGUUUUUAAGUACGGGUGAUAAGCUGAAAAAUGAAACAACUGGAAACUUGUAUUUUCGACAAGAUCAACCUCAUAUAGAUCUGUUUGUUUUCUUUUCUGUGUUUUUUUCAUGCUUCUUUCUAUUUCUUGCCAUGUGUGUGUUGUUGUGGAAAACAAAACAGGGUUUUGAUGCGAGACGAACUCGCCAACAGCGAGCCAGAGAGAUGCUUCAUAUGGCCUCUCGACCUUUUGCUAAAGUGCUAGUGCUCAUUGACCAUGCUGUGACACCAAUAAAUAUAUCACCAAAUCUUAGAAGUAGAUCUAGAAAGCUGACAGAUAGGACACCAUUAUUACCUAGUGAAACAGGUGUUCCAACAUCACCCAUCGUGGUAAGGGAUAGUUUAAAUAUUGUUCCAAUUGCCAUUGAGCCUACGGACAAUGGAGUAGCUGCCAUUGGAACAGUUGUGUUUCAGUUACCGGGCGGGGUUAACGCCCCUUCUCAACUGUGUCUUGGCUCAACAUUGACCAAUCAACUGUCACAAAGUACAACUGCAGGGAAAGUAAGAAGACCACCAGCUUCAUCUAAUUGUUAGUUGCUGUUUACACAGAGUUUGUACAAACAAAAUACGGGCAUAAUGAUAUAAAAAAAAUUGUAAAAUAUUAAAAUAUUCACUUAAAAUGAUUGUAUUGAAUAGGGCAGUUAACAAUAUAAUGACAAGAUAAACCUGUAUUUUAGCUGAUCUGAACCACAGGGUUCAAGGUGAGAUGUUAAUAUAGGUGGAUGAUCCUGGUGCAUUGCCACCAAUUUACUAAACAUUUUGUUCUCUAAAGUACUGGUCAGAAUUACAUUAAACUUGAAGUUUCUAUUAUCCUGUCAUGGUCAUGUCUCGGAUUUAUUCGAACGGUUCUGCUUGACUUGUUUUAUGGGUCACCAGAGAUAAAUAUGUAAAAACCUUUUAACUUCCUGAGCUACUUGAUGGAUUUUCAUGAAACUUGACCUGUAAUACUCUUGUAUGAACUUAUCAUAUCUGCUCAGUCUGACUAAAGUACAUCUCCUAUUACGCUACACUUAUGAUCUGAGAACGAGCUAUUGAUAGCCCCGUUUUGACGACCCUUUCUUUAGCCAAUUAGAGCUUAACUUACAACAUUUUGCAAAUCUACAGUUAGCCUUGAUUUUUGAUAUUUACAAUUCUUAUGUCGUUACGUGUCAGAUAUUGGAAAUCCAAAAUAUACAGAAGACGAAUGUGAAUGGGUCAUUCUCAGAUCUUUGUUUAGAAGAUCAAGUACUUUAGUCAGAUUGCAUAUCUGCUUUGAUUCUUUAGUGGCAGCCAGAGCUUAAAAUAGAAAUGCCUGUAAAAAAAAUUCUCAUGAACCACUUGACAGAUCCUACCUAACUUGGUCUGUACAUCCCUGUAUGAUUGGUCCUGUCUCACCUUUUUCAAAUGAUUACCUAUUUUGGGUCUUCGUAGCAAAAAUAAAAGACCCUUUAAAUGUAUUUUAAUUAACUGUGUAAUAGAUGUUCAAGAAACUUAAAAAAGAAGGGCAAAAGCUCGUGGUUCUCCUAACGUGAGCGACUUGAGGCCCAUUUGGACCUCUUGAGCAUUUCACACUACAAAGUUUAAUAUUUGUUUAACUGGGCAUUUAGUUUGAGCAUAGAUAUUGCAAUGUUUCCAUAUGAAAACUUAAACAAAUGGCUCCAUGUAAGCAUACUGUAAUUGAGUAAAUGUUUCUGUUGUAAAAUAUGUUACAUGUAAUGUAAUGUAAGUUGAUAUUAAAAACUCUGGUUGGCACUAUUGCUAUUGGUACUUUGAGUCAACUGUUUGAUCCAUCUUUUCAGUAACAAUAGUUUUCCUAGAUUUCUCUUAAUCGAACAACACUCUUUAUAGAUGAUUUUUUUGCCUGAUAUUUACAAUGAGCAAAAUAGAUUUGCCCAAAAAAUCUAAAUUGUUAAAGAUAUUUUGAAAGGUCUUGCUGCUACCUUAGAUGACCUUUUGAUUGAUUUUUUGUCUGGAUGUGUGAAAAUGAAGCCAAAAUUUACCAAAAAAAAAUAUUUUACAGAUGAAAUGGAUUGAACAGUUGACUGUAGUGAUUGUCUAAAAUAGAACUCUGUUAAUACAUGUGCUUAGUUUAUAGAAGAUGGCAUUAUUUUGUUAAUUGUUCAUUGAGAGAGAGAGAGAUACUAAAGGAUGGGAUCUAUACAUAUCAAUGAAGGUUUCAUCUGGGUAUAUGUAUGGCCUUCAUCAGUGACAUAGCCAACACUUAAUGUGUAACUCGGUGUAAAAUGGUUCCUGCAGCUCUGUCUAUACUAAAAAUGUUUAAUGAUCAGUACUUUUUGACACGGUCUUUACUACAAUUGUGUCUUGUUUUUGCUGGGUUUUAUCAUUGCAUCAGCAAAAGUGUAAGUUCAGAUGGCACCUUUCAAGCUUGUUGUGAUGAAAGAUUAUUUCAGAUACAAGUGGCCAUCUGGGACCACUAAACUUCUGUAAGCCAGUUGGAUGGCUCUCUCAUAUGAGAGAAUUCCACAUCGGAACUAGGUAUAGAACCCGCUGCAGUGAGGGGCAAGUCAUUCAAAGUCAGCAACCUUAGGCACUUGUUCAUGGAGGCCCCAGUAUUGUGAAACAGCCAGCACAGUCUGAAUUUGAAUGGUGUAACUGUCUGUACUGAAACUGUCUGUAUUUUGUUGUAGAAUUUCAUUUAACAGCUAGGUCAUUUUAACAUAAAUUCAUGAUUAUUUUACUUGGUAUUUAAGACAGAUAUAUUAGUUUAAUAUUUUUUAUGCCUGCAGAAGUCUUUGUUGCACUGUUAUUAAAGAUGUUUUUUGUUUGUUAAUGGAAAGAGUCUAUACAGCUGACUUCCGGUAGUUUCUGGUUUACCAGCAUAAAGGCAUGUAUGUGAAUAUGUCAAAUGACAGGACUGUUAGGCAGGCAGCUGCAAAUAAAUCCAACUGAAUAGCAUUUGACCCUGAUAAAAUCUUUCUCAAUUGAGGUAAUUAAAGUGCUAGCAAUUUCAGUCCUGGGGUUUUUAACUAUCAUUGUGAUCUAUAAUAUUAUGCCGUAUAAACCAGAGUUACACCAAGAAACUGUUGUUGUCAGAACGUGAUAUUCAAAAUGCCAAAGUGUUGUUUCUUUGUUUUGUAAAUAGCGGUAUGCAUAAUAGUUCUAUAGUUUUAUAGUCAAUAUUCAGCUUCAGUAUUCUUGGGAAAUUAGUGUUUUUCAGGCAGUUUUCAGAUUAUGUUUGUAAUUGGGAUGGUCAGCAAUAUUUGUACCAUCAAGAAUCUUUGCUCGAGUUCAACUGUAUUAAGGCAUUUUUCUGUAAAUAAUAUAAGUGUUCAGACGAAAUAAAUCUUUUUGCUAUUAGGUAUAACUUGCAAUAUAAAGUGAAAUAUCUAUGCCACAUACACACCAAACUGUUUUGGUACUGCAUUCCUUACAGUACAUGUGUAGUUAUACUGGUAUUUUGUGUUGAAGUUGUGUGAUGUAAAUAUCUCUGCAUUUUUUGAGUCAGGUAUUAGUGCUUUAUUGUAUCAUUUUAAUGAAAAGCAUAUUUUACCUAUUUUGAUUAUUGAAGGAGAAAGGUAAAUAUUAAUUUGUUUUUUAAAUCGCUCAAAACUGUUUUAUUUUUGAAAAUAGUUCCAAGUAUGAGGGAUGCUGCUACUACAGGGUCAUGUUUAUCUCAACCAUUUCAAACACCUAAGUCACAGACAUGCAGCUUUCAGUGGAAUUUUGUUGUGUCUUAGGGAAAAAAGGCUGCUAUUGAAGCAGUGACCUUGAAAUUCAAACAAAAACAAGUAUGAUUAUUUGUAAUUUAAGCUGGGAACCAGUUGGUUACUUGUAGUGUAAGCUGGGAACCAGCAAGUUACUGGGAACUAUUUUGGUUAUAUGCAUUACUCUGAACAUACACAAGAUUUCACCAGUUAAGCCAGGAACAUUUGUUAAAGAUACUGCUAAUGUUUGGAGAUAUUUUGAUACUUGUUUAUGAUUCCCAUGAAAAUAGUUCUAAUACUCAACACCAGCAUGAUAAAAUGGUUCCUGUUUAGCUUAUAAGGUCAUAAGAACAUUGUAUAUUAUAAUGAAUUUCAUUGAACUGUUAAAUUUUAGUUUUUUUCAGCUAGAUUAUUUGAAUAGGUGGAGCUGCUGUACUCGCUCUUCGGUCAGUGUUCAUGUGCUGGUUGGUUAAGUUUUGUAUGUAAACUGGUUUCCCAAUGAUGGAUUUAAACUUCACACACUUAUUCAUUGUGAUGAUCUGACAUGCAGUGCAAAGGUUCUAUGACAAUCUUGCUUUUUAUGCCCCCGAAGGGAGGCAUAUAGUUUUUGAACCGUCUGUCAGUCUGUCGGUCUGUCAGUCUGUCCGCAAUUUUCGUGUCCGGUCCAUAUCUUUGUCAUCGAUGGAUGGAUUUUCAAAUAACUUGGCAUGAAUGUGUACCACAGUAAGACGACGUGUCGCGCGAAAGACCCAGGUCCGUAGCUCAAAGGUCAAGGUCACACUUAGACGUUAAAGGUCAUUUUUCAUGAUAGUUGGGUGUGUCCGGUCCAUAUCUUUGUCAUCCAUGGAUGGAUUUUCAAAUAACUUGGCAUGAAUGUGUACCACAGUAAGACGACGUGUCGCGUGCAAGACCCAGGUCCGUAGCUCAAAGGUCAAGGUCACACUUAGACGUUAAAGGUCAUUUUUCAUGAUAGUGCAUUCGUGUCCGGUCCAUAUCUUUGUCAUCCAUGGAUGGAUUUUCAAAUAACUUGGCAUAAAUGUGUACCACAGUAAGACGACGUGUCGUGCGCAAGACCCAGGUCCGUAGCUCAAAGGUCAAGGUCACACUUAGACGUUAAAGGUCAUAUUCCAACAUAGUGCAUUGAUGGGCGUGUCCGGUCCAUAUCUUUGUCAUUCAUGCUUGGAUUUUAAAAAUAUUGGGCAUGGAUGUGUACCACAGUAAGACGACGUGUCGCGCGCAAGACCCAGGUCCGUAGGUCAAAGGUCCUAAACUCUAACAUUGGCCAUAACUAUUCAUUCAAAGUGCCAUCGGGGGCAUGUGUCAUCCUAUGGAGACAGCUCUUGUUCAAAAUGUUGCCCCCUCCCCAAGUAUGUGUAGUGUAUAUCUCAUUAGUACUUGAGCUAGACAUAGGAUUGUUAUUCAACAUAGGAAGUUGUGCAACUGGGCUUUUGUUUGGAAUUUCACUCAGUAGUAACAGAGUUAUGGAUCUUGACUUAAUCAAAAAUGUGCAAAUCAAGGUUAAGGCUUUUGCAAAAAGGGCUUAAAAGUGUAUGUCGCAUGGAUCUGAAAAAGAAAUGAUCUGGAGUCUUGAAAUCAUAUAGGAAUAUUAUUCAGCAUAUGAAAAUAUGUGCUUAGUACUUCAGUAUGUUUUAACCUGCACCCUGCUUCAGUCAUUUGAAGCACCUGGAAUUUUAUUUGGAAUUUCACUCUCUGCGAGACUAGACGUGGUCCAAAAUAUGCAUUUAAAGCCUAAAAGUCUGUGUUGCAUGUAUCUCGGAAAGUAUGUUACCUGGAGUAAUGAAACUAUAGGAAUGUUGUUGAAUGUUGUCCCCCCCCCCAACCCCUCCACACCAAAAAAAAAAUGGCUUUCAGUUUCAUUUGUGAGCUAGUAUCUCAGUAAACACUAGUUCUAGUGGAUUGAAACUGAACUAGUUUAUUCUGUGUGAUGAUCUGACAUGCACUGUGCAGGUUCCAUAACUCUGUUUGCCUUUUGAAAAUAUUGUGCCUCAUUUUUAGAAUUGGCAAUUAUGCUGGUAUCAUGUUUAGCAUCAUAAGAUGGGAAAGUUCUCUGACUCUCAGUUAUGUUUAAACAAAAUAGUUGCAGCUCCAGUUGUAGUUGCUUAUGUCAUUGUUUUCAUUCAUUUAACUUUUUUUGUGACAAGGCUUUGAAUAUUUGAGCAAUGCUGUCCACCAGUAACUAGGAAGAUUGUAUUUAGUUAUACUUUAUACUUAUAACAGAGUGUAUAGAUACAUAUAUGUAAAAUAAUCAAUGCAAUUAUGUGAUUUUCUUAUUGUAACAUUUUGUAUACAUUUUGUUUUUUGACUGUAUAUGUAUAUUUUUCUCCUUUUUAAUGUUAUGAAAUGAAAUGUAUAUUAGACCUGGCUAUAUAUUGUGUGUAUAUAUUUGCCAUGCAGUUUAAUUAAUAUUGUUAUGCCAUAUAUUCUGAUCAUAUCUAAACAAUGUGCUACAGUGUAUGUGAUUGAUACAUAAGUGUAUGUGUAGCUGUGAAGUAGUGUACUACUGUAUACAAGUUUGAUACUUUAUUAUGUAUAUAUGGCUGUAAAGUAUGGUCAUUUGUCAGAACUAUUUCCUCAGUAAAUGUAUGUUGUGUACAAGUCUUUGAUAUAUAGAUAUGCAUAUUGUUUUUGUCUUAAACUGUACUGAACAAAUUUGAAUCAUAUUACACCAGUCUGGUAAGUAAACAAUGUGACAGGUUAUAGUUAAAUUCCAUAGAUACAUUUAUAGCUUAUUAGCUGUGUGUCAAGAAAUAUUCACAAGUUCUUUAGUGUAGAUAUUAUCUGACUUUAGAAGCACAAUAUUAUUCUUUGAAAGAACAUGCGCAUAUUUUCCAGGUAAAGGUAAUCAUUUUGUUGCAUAUGCAUUUACUCAUAGUGACUUUAAAUGAACUAAAUUUAUUCUCUGGCAGGAGUAAAAUUGAAAAUAUCACUGCCAAUAAACAUUUAGUGUAAGAACAUACAUGAAAAUGAUGUCAUGCACCUAGCAUGAGAUUUGCACAGCAAUUUGGAAAAGUACAGACGCCUAGGGCUUGAAAAUAAUUCUGUUGUCUUAAAAAUACCCCAUCUUUGCACUGAGCUAUAUAAUGCAAACAAAUAAACUAAAUCUUUAAGUCCCCAAAUUUAUUAUGUCUCCCCCAGGAGACGUAUUGUUUUUGCCCUGUCCGUCUGUCCGUCCGUACGUCACACUUCAUUUCCGAGCAAUAACUGGAGAACCAUUUGACCUAGAACCUUCAAACUUCAUAGGGUUGUAGGGCUGCUGGAGUAGACGACCCCUAUUGUUUUUUGGGGUCACUCCGUCAAAGGUCAAGGUCACAGGGGCCUGAACAUUGAAAACCAUUUCCGAUCAAUAACUAGAGAACCACUUGACCCAGAAUGUUGAAACUUCAUAGGAUGAUUGGUCAUGAAGAGUAGAUGACCCCUGUUGAUUUUGGGGUCACUCCAUCAAAGGUCAAGGUCACAGGGGCCUGAACAUUGAAAACCAUUUCCGAUCAAUAACUAGAGAACCACUUGACCCAGAAUGAUGAAACUUCAUAGGAUGAUUGGUCAUGCAGAGUAGAUGACCCCUAACGAUUUUAGGGUCACUCUGUUAAAGGUCAAGGCCACAGGGGCCUGAACAUGGAAAACCAUUUCCAAUCAAUAACUUGAGAACCUCUCGACCCAGAAUGUUGAAACUUCAUAGGAUGAUUGUUCAUGCAGAGUAAAUGACUCCUAUUGUUUUUAGGGUCACUCCGUCAAAGGUCAAGGUCACAGGGGCCUGAACAUUGAUAACCAGUUCUGAUCAAUAACUUGAGAACCACUUGACCCAGAAUGUUGAAACUUCAUAGGAUGAUUGAACAUGCAGAGUAGAUGACCCCUAUUGAUUUUGGGGUCAGUCUAAUAAAGGUCAAGGUCACAGUGGCCUGUUCAUGUAAAAUCAUAUUUUGGAAAUAACUUGAGAACCACUUGACCUACAAUGUUGAAACUUAAUAGGAUGAUUGGACAUGCAGAGUAGAUGACCCCUAUUGAUUUUGAGGUCACUUGAUCAAAGGUCAAGGUCACAGGAGCCUGAACAGUGACUUGAGAACCACUAGGCCAAGAGUGUUGAAAUUUAGCAGGAUGACUGGACAUGCCAAGUUGAUGAUCCCUAUUGCAGCCAACCAUCAGUGUCUCUUUGACUUUCGCUCCUGACCCCUAUUGACGUCUUGCCUAUAGGACUUUGCAUUGGGGGAGACAUGCGCUUUUUUACAAAAGCAUUUUCUAGUUUAACUUUGUUUCGGAUUCCUUUAUACGAAUGCUGGUCUAAGAAGCUAUGGGAAGUCUGUAAAAUUCUCUAGAUCAUGCUGGUACACUGGUUACUCUUCAGUAAAUCGAGACUAUUCAAACAAAAGUUUUCAUGUACUGUUUAUAUGCAAGGUACUUGCCUGUUUUAAGAUGGUAUAUUAGUUCAUGCACAUACUACAUGUAUAAACUAGUCAAGAUACAGUUUUGAAUGAGUUUCAUGGGGAAAGUGUCUGUCUGUUCUCCAUGUACUAUUGGUCAGUAUGUUGUUGUUCUGUCAAGGUGUAAUAGUCUGAUAAUAUUACUUCGUCUUGCUGCCAUCUGUUUGUGUGUCUGUCUGUCUACAGUCAGGCUGUAAAAUAUGGUUGCCACAUAAUAGUAAAUUUUCUGAGUCAGGGGAAAAGUCGUGGAAUAAUGUUGAAUUGUACAGGGAAAAUUAGGCGAAAGACACUAGCAUUGAUUGAAAAAUUUUAACUUUCUGCAAUAAUACAUUCUGUAAAGGUCUUCAAACACUUCAUUGCAUGAAUGAAUGGUGGAAAAAGUUUAGAAAUUACAGUUUUAAGCAAGGUAACAUUGAUAAUGUUUUUGGGUUUGUUUUAUUUUUUUGCAGAAAACUCCAUUUGCAAGUUUUCAAGUAAAGUGUUUUAAUACCUCCCCUCAGGGGAAUUUGGAAUUCUUUAAUAUACUGGCCAUUGCUGGUGACAUAAUAAUGUUUACUGAAUUGUUCAGAAAAAGUAGGAGAUUUGCUUGUUUGGAAAGAUAAAUUUUGCUUGUUGUUUCUUGUACUUACUCUGUCCAUAGAUAUCUUAUAGAAGAUAUCAUUUUUUUUCCAAACGUUUUUCAUUGUAUAGGUAGUCAGUUGGAAUUAGAUCUGCCAAAAUUAUGAAAUACAACAUUGUUUAGAAAAAGAUAUAUUUUAGUCAUUUUACAUAGUUAUGAGUACCUAGAUCAGCACAUUUUAAUGUUAGGCGCUCAACUAAAACAAAGAGAUAAAAUAUUUUGAAAAAUAACAUAGAUGUAUUUUUAUCCAAAAAAAAAGUGGACAGUAGAGUACAAAAGAAUUGUGAUUACUUCGCAUUUUCUUCUUUAAUAAGAAAUUUUUUUUUUUGUUAAAUAACCCUUCCAAGGACAUGGAAUCAAAUCCAUUGUUAAUUCCAUGACUUGUCUGUAUGAUGACCUGAAAUAUGUAAUACAAGUGAUAUGUGUGGCUGUAUUUAUUAGGGGCCAUAUUUUUCAACUUUUAAAGGUGGUUGAUUAGAUUUUAGUCAUGUAAUGGCUUUGUUCAAAACAUUUGAUUAUUUUCAUUUGCAGAUGUAAAACUAGAAAUUAUAUUAGAAUUAAAAGAAAUACUUAAAUACUAAUAUAACAUGUUUCUUUAAAUGUUAUUUUUCCACCUUAAAGUCAGAAGUCUAGGUAGAUGUUCACUUUGCUCCUGUGUUGAUUAUAUUUCUUUGAGUGAUCCUUGAUAUGGACUUCGGAAACUUUGUAAGAAGGGUCCUACUCCUGCUAUGUAUCUGGGGACAUUGUGUUUUAUACCUGACUUAAAAAAGUUGAAUGUUAUGGGCCUUGUUUGAAUAUCCUGUUGUUGAUUUUAGAUAUGACUUUGUUUGCAUUUCAUAGUAUUUGUUAAUUCAUUAUCAUCAUGGCCAGUUUAUAAAACUUUGUAUGUUUCUAUUAUGAUGAAUGUAUUUUAAUCCAUUUUACACAUGUUUUGACUGAAUAGAUAUUAAAACAUUGAAAAUA
Mercenaria mercenaria is the source of this 17945-nucleotide messenger RNA. RefSeq names its product multiple epidermal growth factor-like domains protein 8. The coding region runs from base 211 to 8817 and encodes 2868 amino acids. Lineage: Eukaryota; Metazoa; Mollusca; Bivalvia; Venerida; Veneridae. The transcript has 37 exons. The record is from RefSeq and is a predicted model, not a curated record. Gene Ontology annotation, molecular function: protein binding; calcium ion binding.